AUGAACCCCGCUUCUGAUCUCAUGCCCUCCGCCAAGCUCAGCAUGAACAAGGUGAUUCGCGAGGGCUGCGAGCCAAACCCGUUAGAGCGACUUCCGCCUCCCGCGAGCGCGAGCAAACCCCUCACGCCGUUCAGCAUCGCGGACAUUCUCGGGAAGCCGAGCGGAGGCGCGCGCGCUCACCUGACUUCACCUGUGCGCGUGAAGCACCGCGUCACGUCUCCGGUGAGGCAGACGUCACCGCUGUGCGCCCUGCAGGAGCUGGCGAGGAGAACCUUCAGGGGGCUGGAGCUGGGUGCGCUCCAAGCAGCGCAGGGCAGAGAAGGACUCAGUGUCUUUGGUCAAAGGAGCAACCUGAAAAAGCGCAGAAAGUCCAGGACUGCGUUCACACACCACCAGAUCUACGAGCUAGAGAAAUGGUUUUUGCGUCAGAAGUAUUUAUCUCCCGUGGACCGGGACCAGCUCACACAGCAACUGGCGUUAACCAACGCACAGGUCAUCACCUGGUUCCAGAACCGCCGCGCCAAACUAAAGCGGGAUAUGGAGGAGCUGAAAGCAGACGUGGAGUCGGCCAGAGCAGUGGGAACCGUGACUUUAGAGGAAACGGCCGCUCUGGGGGAGCUGGAAGGAAGUGCUACAGAAAGCAAGGGACACAUGGGGACCCAGUGGUCCUCUCAGCUCAGACACGAGCUGCACAGCGCACACACACUGCGCUUGGUGCACGCCACGUCGUCGUCCUUUUCAGACCACACAAGUCACACCAACUCUGAAGACGAGGAUGUGGAAAUAGACGUGGAUGACUGA
This is a messenger RNA of Neoarius graeffei (lesser salmon catfish), 801 nucleotides long. It is a transcript of the gene lbx1b, whose product is annotated as ladybird homeobox 1b. The coding region runs from base 1 to 801 and encodes 266 amino acids. The transcript has 2 exons. Gene Ontology annotation, molecular function: DNA binding. Lineage: Eukaryota; Metazoa; Chordata; Actinopteri; Siluriformes; Ariidae. The record is from RefSeq and is a predicted model, not a curated record.